ACUCAAAUUCACCGCCAAAAUUUGGCGCUCCUCCAAAAUUCGAAAUUCAAAGCAAUUGUAUAAUGCCAAUUUCAAUAUUCGAUUUGUUUCUCCCUCCUAUACUUUCGCUGUACCUUCAUCUCUCUCUGCUCACCAUUAAUGGUACAACUCAGUAUCAUUUUCAGGUAUUUCUUCCAAACCCUAAUUUACUCUUCAAUUCAACAAUAAACCCUUUCUUUGUCUUUCUUUUCCAAUUCUCUUUCACCAUAACUGCAAAACCACCUCAGCCAUUAGUCGUUCAACUAAUUUCAGAUCUGAUAGAUUUUUGUUUCAUGCGAUUGGAGCUGUGGCUCUUGCUAGAAAUUUGUAUAUUCUGGAGUUAUUAGUUUGGUGAAGUUAUGGUGAGAGAGCAAAGUAUUGAAUCAUUUUACACUCGGUUGCGGAGUUCAGCUCUAGCGUCAGCUUCUACAUCACCACUGCUAGUUUUCCCCUCAACUUCUGAUGUUGAUUCACUUUGUGCUCUCAAGAUAAUAGGGCAUGUUCUUGAAUCUGAUUCUGUUAGAUAUGCUUGUUACCCAGUUUCAAGUUUUAAAGAGAUUUAUAAGUAUACUGGGGAUAAUCUAGGGGCAGCUGCUGAUGAGCCAAUUACGAUUUUGCUGAUUAAUUGGGGGUGUCAAAGGGAUCUUAAGAAAAUUCUAGAAAUUGGUCCCUUAGCACGUGUUUUUGUUGUGGAUAGUCAUAGACCUAUACACUUGCAUAAUUUGAGUAACCAGAAUGAUAGGGUUAUCGUGUUAUACACUAGGGAUGAUGAGCAGCAGGCUGAUUUAGCGUAUGAUUUUGAUGUUUCUGCUUUGGCAAAUGCUAGUGAUUUGAACAGUGACGAUGAGUUUGAAGCCGAAUCUGAUAGUGAAGAUGAAAAUGAUAGUGAGAGUGAGGAGGAAGAUGGGGAUGAGAUGAGGAAGAAGAGGAGGGUUUCUGCGGAAAAUGAGGGCGACCCUGUUAAGCUUUUCGGGAAAUUGAAGAGGGAAUACUAUUACAUGGGUAACUUCCAUGGGAAGCCAUCUGGUUGUUUGAUGUAUGAACUGUCCCAUUUUUUGAGAAAGAAUACUAAUGCGUUGCUUUGGUUGGCCUGUGUAGCUUUAACUGAUCAGUUUGUUCAUGAGAGAUUAACCGAUGAGCGGUAUCAGGCUGGGGUAAUGGAGCUAGAACAGCAUAUCAAUAGUUCAGGCAAUUUAGACUCUAUCACCUCAGUUACUCUCAAGGAUGGGACAAAGGUCACAGCACCAAAUUCUUCAAGGAUUGCAUAUGAGUAUGAACCAAGGCUGAUGUUGUUACAAGAGUGGAACUUGUUUGAUUCGAUGUUGUGUUCAUCCUACAUUGCAACUAAAAUGAAGACAUGGAGUGACACUGGGAUUAAGAAGAUGCAGCUUCUUUUAGGUCGAAUGGGUUUUGCACGCGAGGAAUGCAAACAAAAGUUUCAGUACAUGAGCAUUGAGAUCAAGAGGAGAAUGAAGGACAUGUUUGAACAGUAUUUGCCGGAAUUUGGCCUCACUGAUUUCUAUUAUAGAGGUUUCUUGCUUCUUCAUGGGUAUAGUUCAAAAGUUUCAGCAGCUGAUGUGGUAUAUGGGGUUACAGCACUUCUAGAGUCAUUUGUAGAGUCAGAUGGCUCAUGUGCCUCCAAACAGUUUGGGGAGGCUUACGAUGCGUUAUCCUUGACCAAGCUUGACAAGUUGGAAAAUGGAAUGCGACAAGCUAUCAAGGUUCAAAGGGCAAUUCUUAGACAAGGGAGUGCAGCGAUUACCAAGAAAGGUUCUAUAAGAAGUGGGAGUAAAUUUAGGUGGGUGAAGCUUGAAGACUCGGCAGAUGCAAAGCUCCUGUGUCAUCCUCAGGCUUUAACUAAAUUUGGUUACUUUUUAAUGGAUGCUUUACGUGAGAAAGGAGCAAGGAUGAAACCAUUGAUCUGCAUUUGCUACACCCAGGAACGAAGUAAAGUGUUGAUUGUAGCAAUAUGUGGGAAGCCACGGCUUGGUGCAGUCCAAGGAAAUGCAUUUGGACUUGCAUUCAGAAGUUCAGCUGAAGAGACAGGAGCUGAGUUCUUUCAUGAACUAUUUGAAUCAUCAUGGAUAGUUUUGGAUGCAGUUGCUGUCAAUUCAUUCAUGAUCAGGCUAACAGAGAAGCUUUUGUAAUGAGAUUUUUGAUGCAAAAGAUAGUACUCAAGAGCUAUUCCCCUCACAAUUUGGAUGGCGUAGCUUGACUGGGAAAGAUUAAGCCAUUAAAGUUUUCAAAAAGUUGCAUUGAAGAAGAGAAAGAGAACUUGAAAUGUGUGUAGAAAGAGUUCAAAAGACAAGAUUUUGAGUGAAAAAGUUCAACAUUGUCCCUUGGGUUUGAACCAUUGCUCAAAGUUGGCUCUAUACAUACCAUUGUUCAUAAGCAA
Messenger RNA from Solanum pennellii, 2413 nucleotides. RefSeq names its product cell division control protein 45 homolog. The transcript is spliced from 2 exons. Lineage: Eukaryota; Viridiplantae; Streptophyta; Magnoliopsida; Solanales; Solanaceae. Bases 378 to 2165 code for a protein of 595 amino acids. The record is from RefSeq and is a predicted model, not a curated record. Gene Ontology annotation, cellular component: DNA replication preinitiation complex. Gene Ontology annotation, molecular function: chromatin binding; single-stranded DNA binding; DNA replication origin binding. Gene Ontology annotation, biological process: double-strand break repair via break-induced replication; mitotic DNA replication preinitiation complex assembly; DNA replication initiation.